GCAACGAAUUAGGAGGCACGGAAAGAAGACUCGCUUUGAGGCAGCCCAACUUCGAGGUCGUGCGAGAGCGCGUUAGAAACCCAUUUUGCUUCUUCUAGGCUAAAAUUACUGCUUAGAGCUGUAAGUCAAGCCACAGCGUAUGCAUGCACAUAUUUUCGCGACAUGCCUUCCGCGGACUUGAGCUGUUGAGUGAUGCUUUGCAAAAUACAGUCACAGGAUAGAGGAUCUGCGUAUACCUGAAGUCUUGAGCGUGCAGGAGCGGUGCGGCCAUGGCUCAGCCGGAGACGCUGCACCAGGUGCUGGCACAGCCCGCGGACGCAAGCCGCGUCAAGCAGCUGCAGACCGUGCACGAGGCCAUCACGGCCAGCCUGUCAGGCCAGCAGCCCGGCGCGCGCGUGGGGCUGGAGACAUUGGUACUAUGUGCAGAGGCAGCCCUCAAGGUCGGCAGCCUGGAUGUGGCGCAUGACUGCCUGGAGCGAUACUUCCUGGAGCAGCGCAGGUACACGGUGGGCAUGGCCCCGGUGGAGCUGCGCGACCAGUACCUGUGCCGGGCGCACUUCGCACGGGGGCUGCUGGUGUCGGAGCGCUCCAAGGGGCUCAAGGGCAAGGCGCUGAUUGACGGCACGCUGGAGGGCGUGAAGCACGUGAUGGCGGGUCUGGAGGUGGCGGCGGCCAACCAGCCGCGCUACCAGUUCCUGGUGUACAACGCCUCCGUGCACCACUGGCGUGUGGUGGCGCCGCUGCACCGGGACGGCCUGAGGCACCACCUGCUCGCCUCCACGGACCGCGUGGUGCAGGCUCUUGACAAGGUCCCGGGGCACGAGGAGUGGAAGGUGCGCAUCUACACCGCCCUGGCGCUCUGCCAGUCAGACGCCGCGACUGUGGCCGCAGCGCAAGCGGAGGCUGCCGGAGGGAAGGCGCCCGCCAAGGGCGGCGGUGGCGCCGCCGCCACGCACGACGAUGCCGCCAAGACGCUGCAGCGGGCGUACGACACGGCAGCUGCCGCGAAGCUGACGGAGCUGCAAAAGGACGUGGCGCGGCUGCAGGUGCACUUGGCCACGCUGGCGGCGGCAGCGGGCGGCAAGGGAGCCAAGGCGGGUGGCGGUGGUGCCGCCGGCGGUGCGGGCAAGCCGGGCGCCAAGGGCGCUGCUGCGGCGCUGGAUGAGGAGGGCGCGCUGCGUCUGAUCCAGGCGGUGCUGACGGGCCGGCCGGACCGCGCCGUUGCGGAGCAGCAGCUGCGGGAGGCGGUGGCCAAGGUGGACCCCAAGGGCCCCGACGGCCCCGUGAAGGGCGCGCUGCUGCGGCCCGUGUCGCGCGCCGCCUGGGCCGCCGCGCUGGCCGGGCUGCCCGAGCUGGCGGAGCGCUGGGCCAGCCGCGCCGCUGCCUCCAGCGACAGCGGCCCGCGCACCUGGAGCGACAUGACGCGCGUGCAGCUGGCGCUGCAGGCGCUGGGCCCCGCGGGCGACACCUCGCUGGCGCCGGUGGUGGUGGCGGCGCACGUCAAGGCUCUGGAGCAACUGGAGGACGUGCUGACCACCUUCACCAAGCUGGCUGACGUGGAGGGCAUCCACGCCGCCGCGCGCCUGGCCUGGAACGCCGGCCUGCUGCUGCUGCAGCCGGGGCUGCGCAAGCACGUGAAGCGCGCCUUCAACGCGGCGGCGCGCGCGCUGGCGGUGGCUGCCAGCCCGCUGACGCGGCUGCGCGCGGCGCUGCAUCUGGAGGCGGGCAAGUGCGACGCCGCGGAGGAGGCGCUCAUCAAGGCUGGCCAGGAGGUGGGCAAGGCUCUUGCGCUGGACUACCUGCCGCCGCCCGCCGAGGCCGCCGCCGUGCCCUGGCUGGCGCGGCCGCUGGACCGCUGGGCGGCGCCGCUGGCCCGGGCGCUGGCGCUGCGCACCUCGGCGGAGCCAGCCAACCCGGAGGAGGAGGCGGUGUCUCUGAUCGAGCGCAGCAAGGAGAGCCGCAACCCCGCCAUCAAGUCCGACCUGCUAGCUCGAGCCCGCGAGAAGCUGCGUGACCUGCCGCACCCGCCGCCGCCCGCGCCCACCGACCCGCCCGGCCCCGACCGCGACGCCGCACACGCGGCGGCCCGGCGGCGCACCGCUGUGUGGGCCGAGCUGAUGCGCUCCGCCGCCUCCAGCCGCAUGGACGAGCACGUGCUGGCGGCGGCGCCGCACGCGCUGUGCGUGUCCUGGGACCCCGCCGUGGACCGCGAGAUGGUGCUGCUGCAGGCGCAGCUGGCGCACUACGAGGCGGAGGCGGCCAUCAGCGCGCUGAGGCGGCGGCGGGCCGACAUCAGCCCGCCCACGCGGCCCUCGCCGCCCGAGGUGGACGGCGAGGGGGUGCGGCAGCCGCCCGCCACCACGGAGCAGCUGCAGGAGCUGGUGGUGCAGGCCUCGGUGCGCUCCAUGCGCGGCGCCAUGUCUGUCAACGAGCCCUGGCUCACCCUCAACAACGCCGUGCAGCUGUACAAUGCCGCGCUGCCGCUCAUGCAGCAGCACAGAUACGCCGACCUGUACCGCUGGCUGCGCCCCGUGGCGGAGGCGCUGGUGGCGCUGCCAGUCGCCGACAGCGACGGCCCGCUGGCUGUCGCCGUGGCAGAGGCCCUGGGCCGCGCCGCCGAGCACCGGCUGCUGCUGGCCACCCUGCGCGCCAAGGCCGCGCGCGACGCCGGCCAGGAGCUGGAGGACGACGACGACGAGGACUCCCUGGACGAGGACGGCAACCCGCCGCCCGCAGGCGACGCCGGGCCGCACUUCAACCGCCGCUCGCCCGCCUACAAGCCGCUGCCGGACGCACGUGUGGCGGCCAGCGGCCUGGACCCGCGCGGCUUCCCGGCGCUGGCGCGGCUGCUGGCGUCGAUUGGCACGGUGACGGCGGUGGCGGAGGCGGCGCUGGAGCGCGCGGGCGGCGCCUCCACGCAGGGGCUGUUGGAGAUGUACGCGCGGCUGCAGCAGUACCGCGGCGUGAGCUCGGGCCUGCCGGCGGGUGCGGCUGCGGCGUCCGCGGCCACCAGCCGUGUGGUCAGCGCCAUCGAAGCGCUGUCGUCCGCCAACAGGGUGAACGAGGAGAAGCAGCCCGCGGGCGCCGGCGCGGAGAAGGGCGGGGGCGACAAGGGCCGCAAGCCGCACGGCUCGCUGGCUGCGGACGCGGCGGCGGCCAUUGCGCUGCUGCGCGCGCUGCCGGGCGGGCCGCCGCUGGAGCUGUGGGCCAAGAUGGCGCGCGCGGUUGCGGAUGCAGGCGUGUGGCCCGCUGCGCUGGAGUGCUCGGCGGCGGCUCUGGCGGCGCUGCCUGGCGCCGGCCGCGACCUGGACGUGCUCCGACUGGAGGCGCCCAGCGACGUGCCCGAGAUGACGCCCGCGGGCUGGUUCUGGGCCUCCGUGGCGCUGAGCGUGCGCGCCGCGGCGCUGCUGACGCUGGUGGACCUGCCCAGCCAGGGCGCAGCCACGGCGCUCACGGUGCGGCGCGAGGCGCUGCUGCACGCGGCGCAGGCGGCCCGCUGCGCGGCCUUUGUGAACAAGGCGGACCUGUGUGAGUCGGCCUGCCGUGUGGCCUGGAACGCCGCCCUGCCCUUCACCACCAAGCCGCUGCUGCGCGCGGCGCUGAUCCGGCCGCUGGGCACCGCGGUGGAGGCGCUCAACCGAGUGGGGCCCGCGGACAAGGGCUUCCAGGUGCGGAUGAACUGCCUGUAUGUGGAGUCGCUGGCCGCCGCCAAGCGCUGGGGCGACGCCGUGGCCGCCUGCGACGCUGCCUCGCGCGCCGUCAAGAGCCGCAGCCUGCACCGGCCGCUGAUGGGCUGGAAGGCGGCGUGCCUGGCCAUGCUGGGCAAGAACGUCAACGCCGAGAUGACAAAGGUCAAGGAGCACCCGCCGGAGGCACAGGCCUACGCCUGGUCGGUGCUGUCGCACCACAGCGCCGCCCGCUACGACCAGAUCGCGGCGCACAAGGCCGCGGGGGAGGCAGUGGAGCACCACGGCUGGCUCAAGGCGGUGGCGCUGGCCGGGUACGCGGAGUGGCUGCUGUCCAGCAGCGACGACAAGGAGGCGGCGGAGGAUGCGCUGCUGGCGGCGGCGGACGCACUGCUGGAGUUCGACACGGGAGACCUGGACGGCGACGGCACGGAUGACGAGGACGACGCCACCAAGGCCAAGCCCCGCAGCCGCUCCGGCGGCGGCUCCAGCUCGGGUCGCGCGGGCGGCGGCUUCCGCCGCGUGCUCAGCCGCAGCUACAGCCGCGGCGGCGGCGGCAGCGCGGACGGCGCGCGGCCCAGCGAGGGCGGCGAGGGCGCGGGUCCGGCGGCGCCCGACCCCAACCGUGUGCCCGAGGAGCUGGGGUCCACGCACCUGGAGCGCCUGGCUCGGCUCUACGUCAUGGCGUGUCAGGCCGCGCCCAACGCCACCGACCACACGGACUACAUGCUGGCGGCGCACCACAACUUCAUGCGGCUGCUCACGCAGGCGCUGCACAGCGCGGCGCACACAGCCUUCGUGGCGGCGCGCGACUCGUACAACGGCGAGGUGGCGGCGGCGGCGCUGGAGGGCCGCGACCCGCCGCCCGAGACGCCGCUGCCCAAGCCCUACGCAGUGGUGCCCGACACGCUCAUUGGUUGGGGCACGUGGCAGAUCACGCCCGAGCUGCUGGAGACGCUGGCCUCGGACGCCGCCACGGGCGCGGUGACGGCGCUGUCUCGCGAGCUGCUGCCGCAGGCGGAGCUGACGCUGGCCUAUCUGGAGCUGCUGCAGGCCUGCCUGCGCGCGCGCGGCUACCACUGCCACUGCCUGGGGCUGGCGCAGCUGCAGCGCGUGCUGGCGCGCAUGGUGCUGCGGGACGAGGGCAUGUAUGUGGCCACCAGCCUGGGCCUGGUGGCGGCGCUGGACGAGCUGGGCCUGAGCCGCGAGGCGGGCGAGGUGGAGGCGGCGCUGGGCGACGUGGCGUGCAUCGGGCCGCAGGAGGAGGCGCAGGCGGCGGAGCAGGCCGCGCUGGCGGACCUGGUCCUCGCCGCAGCAGGCAAGCUGGAGGCCGCACGGCCGCGCUCGGCACUGGCCGUGGGCCGGCUGUCCUUCCUCGCCGGCGGCGUCCGGAGAGCCAACAAUGCAGCCAACGCCGCCGCGGCGGCGCCGCUCCCGCCUGUGGCGGCCGCCAGCCAGGCCGCGGCGGCGGCUGACGCCGCCGCCGCGGCGUCAUUCACGGCCGCCGGAGGCGGCCGCGGCGGCCGCGAGUCGCCCUCUCCGCACGAUGACGGCAUUCACUACAUCGGCGGCCCGGCGCCUGGGGACUCGCAUGGCCAGCUGCCGGAGUGGAUGGAGGACGCGGCUCGCGAGCUGGGCAAUGUGGACCUGGCGGGCAGCGCGGGUGGGCUGCUGAGCCACGUCAGCGGCCAGCUGCUGCUGCGGCCCUUCACACUGCAUGACGUGUGGCUUAAGAAGGGUGACUACCUGCUGCGGCGCGGCCACUACGCCGCCGCGCGGCAGCUGCUGUCUCGCGCUCGAGCACACGCGGCCGACUGCGGCAACCGCGAGGCUGAGGCGCGCUGCCUGCUGGCGCUCAGCCGCACGGAGCUGGCCGCACACAACCCCGUCGAGGCCGUGGCGCUGGUGCAGGCCGCCCAGCGAUUUGGUGGCGACAUUGACUUCUGGGCUGAGCUGCUGGUGCAGUAUGUGGACUGCCGCCUGGCGGGGGCGCACUCCACCACCUCGGACGCACGAGAGGCGCUGCAGGGCGGCAUCGCCAUGUUCCUGGCCCUGGCCCGCGACGACCGCGCCGCCGAGAAGCCCGCCUCCGCCGCCGGCGCCGUGCUGCGCGUGCGGCUGGCCCGGCUGCUGCUGACGGACAUGGAGAUGCUGCGGGGUCAGGGCGUGAGCACCUGGCGCAAGAGCUACGACGGCGCGGUGACGCUGGUGAACCAGGCCAUCAUGGCGCUGGCGGCGCGGGAGGCGGGCCUGCCGCACAUUGAGGCGCUGCUGGUGCAGGCGGAGCUCAUGCUGGCGGAACCCACCCACAUCAAGGACCUGCGGCCGCGGCUGAAGAAGGUGGAGAAGGUGUUGUUGGCGGCGGAGGAAAUGGCGGUGCGCUUCCACGCCGAGGCCACCCCACGCGACCUGGCGCCGCGCUGCGUCACGCCCACUGCGCGGCUGCUGGCGUGCGUGCGCUGCCGGCUGGCGGAGGUGCAGCUGGCGGCGGCGGAGGAGCGGGAGCGGCUGGCGGGGGCGGACCGGGAGAAGGCGCGGCCCAAGUUCCCGCACAUGAGGGGCAAGCGCGACGUGCAGGUCGUAAUCGACUUCAUUGAUGAGGCCGGCGGCGCGCCGCCUGCACCGCCCGGGCUUCUGCCCGAGGACAGCGCUCUGGCCCUGGCCACUGGCGCCGCCGCCCUGGUGGCCGCCGCGCCGCGCGACCGCGCCCGCGCCCUGCUGAUCGCCGGCCGCUGCCUCGCCUUCAAGUUCAUGAUGGCGGCGCCUGAGGCACUGGACCCGCUGCGGCCCUUCGUGCCGCCGCCCAAACCCCCCGGCGCGCCCAAGCGGCCGCCGGCGGGGGCCGAGGAGGAGGAGGACGAGGAGGGGCCGGAUACAGCGGCUGCAGACGCAGCUGCCGAGGCGGCGGAGGCGGCGGCGACGCCCGAGGGAGCGGCGGCGUUGCGGCUUCAAGCGCAGGCGGCGGCGAUGCUUUCCUCCGCCCUCGCGUCUGCCACGUCCGUGCAGGACUGGGCCCUGGGCGAGCAGUGCGCUCUGGCUCUGUCCACGCUGUACGGCCAGCUGUCGCCGGGGCUGGCCUGCCGCUCGCUGGCCGCCGCACAGGCCUGCCGCGCGGCGGCGGGCGGCCAGGCGCUGCUGCGGGCCGCGGCGCCGGCGCAGCAGCCCGAGGUGCUGGCGCUGGCGCAGCGCGACAAGCUGUCGGAGGUGCUGCCCGCGCCGCAGGACAACGUGCACUACUCGGCUCUGCGCCGCAUGCUGUCGGGGCUCAAGGGCGCCGCCGCGCGCCUGGACGCCGCAGCCGCGCCGCCCGUGGAGCAGCAGCUGGCGGCGCUGCCGCAGGACCUGCGUGUGCUGAUGCUGUACCUGUCCCCGGACGGCGGCCGCCUGUACGCGGCAGCGCUCAACAUUCCCGACGCCACCGCUGAGCCCACGCCGCCACUCAACGCCGAGAAGAGCAAGAAGAAGACGGACGCCUCCGCGCCCGCGGCCGCCGGCCCGCGCCUGUCGCUACUGCACGUGGUGGAGGUAGACCCGGCGGCGGUGGAGGCGCUGGUGGCGGAGUGCCGCGCCUACCGCCGCGGCGUGGAGCGGACCCUACGCGAGGCCAUCGCGUCUGCGGCGGCCAAGGGCGUUGGCGUGCCACCUGAGGAUGACCGGCCCGACAGCCCCUCCAAAAAGGGCAAGAAGCCAGGGUCUGCCACCAAGCGGCCCGGCAGCAAGCAGGGACCAAAGUCGGGGCCGGGCGCCGCCGCGGCGGCGGCUGCCGCCGCCGCUGCCGCGGGCGAGGCGGGCAAGGUGCAGGUGUUUGACUCCCGCCUGAACGAGGAGUGGAGCGGCAUCCUGGAGCAGUUUGAGGAGUGGCUUGCGCCGCUGGCGCCCUGGCUGGAGGCUGCGGUGCCGGCGCUGCCGCUACCGCCGCCCGGCAGCCCGGACGGCAAGAAGGAGAAGAAGGACAAGAAGGAGGCGGCGGGGCCGACCAAGCACAAGGUGGCUCUGCUGCUGGACCCGGCCCUCCAGUCACUGCCCUGGGAGGCGGCGCGCCACCUGGCCACCACCUGCUCCGAGGUGUCCAGGUCACCCAGCCUGCAGGCCCUGGCCGCCUGCCACACGCUGCCUCGCGCGGACUCGGCAGCCGCGUCCGAGCACGCAGCAGCCGCAGCAGCCGCGCCCGCCGCACUGCCGCCGCUGGACCUGGGCCGCCUCACGGUCAUCGUGGACCCGCGCCACGAGUGCUCCACCGCACAGCAGGCGCGCGGGCCCUACACGGCGCAGCUCAUACCCGCGCUCUCGGCGCCCGAGCUCACGCAGGUCCUGCCCGCCGCCUCCUGGUGGGGUCCCGGCGGCCCCGGCGGCGGCCUGGAAGGCGUGCCCGGCCGCGCGCCCUCGCCCGACACCUACGCCUCGCUGCUGGCGGGCCAGGCCACCGGAGGCCCCUGCACGGGGCUGCUGUUCCUGGGCGUGGGCCGCUUCGCCGCGCACGUGCCGCCGGCGGUGCUGGCCUCGGCGCCCCUGGGCGGCUGCGAGGCGGCGCUGCUGUUCGACCGCUGCAACACGGACGACGCGUACUGGGCGCAGCUGUACCGCGACAACCGCAAGAGCGCGGAGCAGAGGCGGCUGGAGAGCCCCGGCCGCGUGGCCACACUGCUGCUGGCCAAGGGCGUCAGGACGGUGCUGGUGAUGUCGGCGGCGGCGCCGCCUGCUGCUGUGGUGAAGCUGAUGCAUGGUGUGAUGGCGGGCCUGGCGGCGGGGCGGGUGCUGGGCGAGGUCGUGUACUCGCUGCUCACCGGCGGCGGCGGCAGUGGCGGGGCUGGCGCUGGUGUGCUGGAUGAGUUUGAGCUGGCGCACCUGAGGGCCUGCCUACAGGUGUGGGGCGCGCCGGGGCUUCUGGGUGCGGUGCUGACGCAGGGCAACAAGGCAGCCAAGGGCGCCAAGAAGUGAUGCGGGGGAUGGCGGGGUUCGUGGGGUGCAGUGGUAAGUAUCAGUGUGCUCUGUGCUGCUCGUGCCAUGGGCGUCUGUGGUAGUGCGCCAUUGUAAGCGCCGCAGGCUGGCUGAAGAUACGCGGACUACCAUGUUAUAGGCUCACGGGUGACAAGGCUGCGCGAGGAGGGGAAACUUGCAUUCAUCAUUCUUGUAGAUUGUACUGGCCGCGGCGGAAGGCCCAGGCCUAUAACAUGGAGGUCAUGCAAUACUGACGUUUCGCAAGUGUGUAGUGUAGAGUGUCUCUAUGGCGGCUCGUGGUGUGGAGUGGCAUAGUCACUCAUAGUCCUCAAUCGUGCACCACAGUGAGAUAGCGACCCCCCGCCCCCCAUACUGAAGGGGAGUCUGGCCUGCAGCUGAUUAUCAUCGUAUGUUGCUAGCUGCGGUCAGCCUGCUACUUGGAGUGGCGGCUUACGACCUGAAACUUGCACUCGGUGCGCUUCUUGCCGUCCCACGACCACACACGAUACGUAAGCAGCAAAGCCAGGCUAAGUGCCGCCUGAGCACGGCGUGCAUCUGUACGAGCCUCGGGCCCUCAGCACAGCCACACACCUUCGUCCACGCUGCACACAGCAGUGGCUGCGAGGCAUGAAAGGCUCGAAAGAAGCAUCAAAAGCCAGGCGCUAGGCCCUCAUCAAGACCCGCACGUUGGCACAAUCAAACAUCCCGCAUCACAAAGCGCUUUACUCAACACACUCCUUUCUGGGCAUCCACUCGCGUGCUGAAGCAGGCUUGGCCCCAGC
Chlamydomonas reinhardtii is the source of this 9406-nucleotide messenger RNA. RefSeq lists its product as uncharacterized. Gene Ontology annotation, biological process: axoneme assembly; cilium movement involved in cell motility. Bases 270 to 8624 code for a protein of 2784 amino acids. NCBI's taxonomy places the organism in Eukaryota, Viridiplantae, Chlorophyta, Chlorophyceae, Chlamydomonadales, Chlamydomonadaceae. The record is from RefSeq and is a predicted model, not a curated record. The transcript is spliced from 35 exons.